AAAUUCCAUUGUCAUGUUCUAUCCCAAAUUGCACAAAAUGUGAUGAUUCUUAAUCUUGCUAAAGAUGCUAAUUAGGUUACUUUCUAUAUAAAGUUCCUGUAGAGUUUGAUAAAGACGAGGGAAUUAAAAAAGACUAAUAUGUAUGUGUAGAAUGUCCAUCUUAUAAAACUAGCGGCGAAGCUUUUAAUGUAGCGAGCUUUAAUUUUAUUCCAUGUGCUGAUUGUGUAGAUAAUCCUCAUAAAUGGACAAAUAAACGAAUUUGUAGUUACUAAUACAUUAAGCCUGGAAAUCCAGCUAUAAUUACAGAUGAAGAUAUCUUUAUGAAAAACUAAUUAAAAAAUGAAAAAUUAUUUUAUAUAGUUUUAUCUGAUGGAGUUUAUAAAACUUAAAUAUGUGAUGGAUGUAAAGACUUUUGUGGAGGCGAAAUUUCUGUUAAAGAUUGUAAUAUAGUUUAAGGUGUUUCUAAUGAAAAUAUAUAAUAAGCUAUAAUUUGCUAAUCAGGAUUUUAUUUUGACUAAGAAAAAAAAAAAUGUACCAAGUGCACAUAAUGUAUUUCAAUGAAUAAUUAAUUAAUGUGUGUUGUUUGUGAAGAUGGAUAUGCUUUAAAUAAAGAAUAAUAUUGUAUUUAGUGCAGUGAUGUUAUAACUAAUUGUAGUAAAUGUUUUUAUGGUGAUGAUCUUGGUAAAAACUAUUCAAGCGAUCCGCGUGCAUUUUAAUAAAUAGUAAAUAACGGAACAAUUUCGCUUAGAUGUAAAUAUUGUUAAAAGACAGAAACAAUAUAAAUUUAAGGAUAAAAUGCAUCUCGUGUAAGGUUUGAAGUUAUGAUGAUUCCAAGUUUGGAUUUGAAAAGCUGUGUUGAUUGCCCUAUAAACUGUCAGCGUUGUGAUUAUAGUAGAGUUGAUUAAGGAAAUGAAAUACAUACACUAAAUCCUCGGGUAAUUUCAGAUGUUACUGAAUAAUAAAACUAUAAUUUAAGAUGUAGAUCAUGUUUAGGUGGACCUAGUAACUUUAUAAACUAUAAUGGAUAAUGUGAAACUUGUGAUAUACCUCAUUGCAAAUUAUGUGUAUAUGGAAAACUUGAUGAUUCAAAUAAAAAUAAUUGGUUUUAUACACUCAGUGUUUUUAACUUUGCUAUAAAAGAUUUUCCAUUGAGUUCUUCUGUACCUGCAGGUGUUACUAAAUAUUGUGGAAUUUGUUAAAACGGAUAUUAAAGAGAUUCAAGUGGAAACUGUGUAAUUUAGACAAUUAGUAAUUGUGUUUUUGCUGAUUAAGGAAAAUGUAUAAUUUGUACUGAUGGAUGGGUUGCGAUGUAGAAUGGAAGUUGUUCAAGUAAUGUUAGAUCUGAUGAUAAGAUUACCAAUUGUGGGCAGUAUUAUAUGGCCUAAGGAUCUAGCAUUAAUACUCCAUGUUUAACUUGCAUAAAUUAUUAAAGUUAAAAUGGGAAUUUUGUAAUGACAAGCAAUGGAUAUGCUGAUUAUGUGAAGAAAGAAUGUUCUAGCUGUGAUAAUAUAGGAAGUUGUAGUGAAUGUUCAUAAUGGAAUUGGAGAUUUCUUGUAGAUGAAUAUUUAAUAUUAACAUAACCUUAAUUUGAUUCAAAUUAAUAAAAAUAAUAUACAGAUGAUCUAGACUUAUAAGAAACUGCAUGGUGUAAAAUUUGUCCUCCUCCAGCUAAAUAAAAUCCAUGGACAGGUGUUUGCUAUAACUGUAUUUAAUCAUGUGCUGAAUGUACUAUGAAAUUAGGGUAUCCAGCAUGUUAGAAAUGUACUAUGACAUAAACAAUUACCAGUGGAUUGAAUGUUCGCUCAUCUUAAAGUUUAUCUACAUAUGGAUGUGUUUAUUGUUCCGAUUACGAAAAAAGUUGUAUUGAUAAAAGUGAUAUUGAAAAAUAAUAAGAUAAUCCAUUUUAUUAUAAUUCUUAAAGAUUCAAAAACAAAACUAAUUGGGUAAAAGCAAAUUAAUGUAGAUAAAUUAGUGGAGAUAUCGAAUUAUAAGUAAAUUAAUAUGCCUCAAAAAAUGUUUAUUACAAUUCUGAAACAUAAAAAUGUGUAAUAUGUUCAAGUGCUAACGGAUGUAUUAAAAAACUUACUAUUCCUUAUUUUUUUGAUUGUUAACUUUAUGAACCUAUUGAUAUAUCUACAUAUUUUACUAAUAAUGGAUUAGGAUCACCUACUUUUACUGGAUAUAAUGUUUUUUCAAUAAAAAGAUUUUCUAAUUAGGGAAAAAAUAUAAAUAUUAAUUUAAGAGAUGUGUUAGAGAAAGAUGAUAAAUUUUUAAAAUAUGCCUAAGAAGGUGUUGAAGAAAACUAAAUUAUUUUUGAUUCUUUUACUAAAGUUACCUUUAAUAAUGUUAAUAUAUCUCCUCUUUUUGAUUUUGAUAAUAAUGCUGAUAAAAUUCCUUUUAAAAUACUUAAGCAAAUAAUUUUUGAGACAAGUUCUUUUAUUGCUGAGAAGGAAAAUCUAUCAUACUCACUUCUAAGAAUAGAUUUAAACUUUGCUGAUUUCAUAAAUUUGACUUUGAUAGAUUCGUAUAUUGUAAAUGUUAAAAAUGUCGUCAGAUUUAAAGCAUCAACAUGGGUUUUUGGUGCUCCGUUUUCUGCGAAAUCAGUUAAUGUAGAAACUGCAGUAUUCUAAACUAAUUUAUUAUCUUUAUAAGGACUUGAUUGUGUUAAAGUUCCCGGAUCUUCAGAUGCUAUAUUGAUUGAAAAAAAUACUCUUUUCAAAACCCCUCCUUUUUCACUUUUAAUUACUGAAGUUUAUUAGAUUUCUCAUAGAUAUACUAAUGUGAAAAUUUCUUCGGUUAAUUGCGAAUUAACUAAAAAUAAAGAUGAUAUUAUUUAAAAUUAAAAUGAAAAUAUAGCAACAAAGGGAGGAUUUGUGAAUGUAAAAAGUGAAACAAUAACUUUUGAAGAUGUUACAAUGACAAACUCAGUAGCAAAUUAAGGUGGAGGAAUAUAUAUUGAAUGUAUUUAGGAUUGUUAUGUUAAAAUAUUUAAAAAUCCACUAACAGAUCCAACUUAUUUAUGUUAAUUAAAAUCUUUAUAAACAUCUUCAAAUGAUAAAGUUUUAGGAGAAGGAGGAGCAAUAUAUAUAGAUGCUACAAAAUCAAAAUUAAAAUUAGAAGUUAUUAAUUGUUAAUUCGAAAAUAUAUUAUCUAGAACUAUAGGAGGAGUAUUUUUUAUAGAUCCAAGUAGUCAAAAUGUAGAAAUAACUAUUACUGAUUGCACCUUUUAAAAUAUUUAUUCCCCUUAAGGUUCUAUAAUUUCUGUUUAUAUUCAAGUUGUUUUUUAAUAAAAUGUCGCUAAAAAAUCUGGAGGAGGGGUAUAUUUUUAAGCUAAUGACAAUGAUUAAAAUUCUAUUCUUAUUCUAGAUGGAGUUACUUUUGAAUAAAACAAAGCUUCACAAGGUGGUGCAUAUUUUUUAACUGGAAUAGCUCCCACUUAUAUUUUGAAUUCUAUUAAAUCAAAUAUUUUCAAAAAUAAUAAAGCUAGUAGUUAUGGUAAUAAUAAUGUUGAAUAUCCUCGAAAACUCAAAAUCAUUUGGGACAAUAAGGAAUACAUAUAUGAUGGUUUAAUUUAUAAUGAUAUUCCUUUGAUUGAAAACUUUUCAAGUGGAAACAAGCCAAAAAAAUUACUUGUGUAAUAUUUAGGAGAUGAUAAUUAGUUAUAUAAAGCUAAUAAAAGCGCUUAGUGCACUAUUUCAUUAAAUUAUGGAACUACACAAAUACCUGAAACAGCAUAAGUUUCAGGAGCGACAACUUAUUCAGUUAAUUAUGAUGAAACUGCUAAUAGUUUUAUAUUUAACGAAGUUAAUUUAAAUUUAAGACCUCCCAAUACUUUAAAAAUAAAAUUUACAUCAGAACUUAUAAAAAUUCCAAUUUAUUUGUAAAACAGUGUAUAAAAAUACAUGGAUAAAUAUGAUACAUCAUAUUUUUUUCCUGUUUAAGUAAAAAUGAGAGAAUGUAUUAUUGGAGAAACAGUAGAAACUAAUGGAUCUUGUUAUUAGUGUCCUACAAAUAAAUAUUCACUUAUUUAAUAUGCUGAAAUAUGCCUUAGUUGUCCUAAAAUUGGUGUUGAUGAAUGCCCUGGAUUAAAUGUAAUUGUAGUUUCUUAAGGCUAUUGGAGAAGAAAUAUUACAACAGAUUUAAUAGAAAAUUGCAAAAAUCUAGAAGAAAAUUGCAUCGGAGGUAAAGCCUCUUAAUUAUGUUAUGAAGGACAUAUUGGGGCACUUUGUGAAGUUUGUGAUAUUUAUGGAGAAAUUUGGGAUGACCAGUGGGCUAUAAGUGGUGAGUACACAUGUGGAAAAUGUACAGAAAUAUCAGGAAAUAAUUGGAAAAUAGCAAUUAUGACUAUAUGGACAUUUAUAAGUACUUUUAUAUCUGUAAAAGGUACAAUUAACCUUGUUUAAUAAGAUAUUUGUGUUGAUACUCUUGUUAAACUAAAGUUUAUUUCUGGAGGAAGAUCAAGUAGAAUUAAAGAUAAUAUUGGAAUUUUAAUAAAAAUUUUGACAAGUUAUUUCUAAAUUAUUUCUCUUAUUUUCACUUUCGGUUUGACCAUUCCGUCAUUUUUCCAAAGUGCUUCUAAUACUGUUGGAAAUCCAUCAAAAUAAAUGAGCAUGUCAAUGGAUUGUUUUUUUAAAGAAGUUGCUGGUAAUAUUCCUAUUACUUAUUUCAGUCUUAUUUGGUAAUUGCUUAAUCCAAUGUUUUUUAUUGUUGGAGCUAUACUGGGUUAUGGAGUUUGUGUUUUAGUUAAAAAAAUUAGGCAUAAUACUGGUUAUAUUUGGUGUACUUGCAUAUUUUUGUUCAUUACUCUAUAACCCUCUAUUGUUUCGGCUUUUAUCACAGCCUCUUCUUGUAGAGUUAUUGCAAAAGAAGAAUAUAUAAUGGCUAAUGUUUCUUUAUUUUGUUAUUCUAAUGAACAUAUUUAUUAUAUUCUUGUGCUUGUUUUACCUUGUCUUAUUUUUUGUAUAAUUAUUAUUCCUUUCUUAUUUUUUAUAAAGUUGCAUAAAUAUAAAUAAAAGCUUUACAGUGACAUUUGGACUAAGUAUAAAUUUGGAUAUUUAUAUAUGGAGUAUCAAUCUCAUGCAUAUUUUUGGGAAUUGGUUAAAAUUUUAUAAAAAAUGCUUCUUAUAGUUUUUAUUAAUAUUUAUGAUUCAGAUACUAAAGUUAAGGGAGUUUUAUGCUUUAUGGUUGUUAUUACUUAUACUAUUUUAAGUUCUAUUUAUGAACCUUAUGCUGAUAAAGAUAAUAAUAGAUUAGAUUAAAGUUCUAAUUAAGCAUGUGCAAUAAGUAUAAUAUUAGGGGUAUUUUUAUAUUAAAAUUAUAUUGACUAUCUUGUUAUUAUUGGUUAUGUUUCUAUUGUCAUUGUCAAUUUAAUUUUCUUGAUUGAUAUUAUUUUAUGUAUUGUAAGAGGAUAUACUAAAAAAUUAGAUGAUUAAAUUUUCAAAUAAGCCGAAAAAAUUAUUCCUAAACUAAAUAAAAUACCUAAACUAUAAAUUUAUUUUAAGAAAAAAGUUGCUAGAUAUAUACCUAUUAAAAGAGUUUUGCAUUUAUGGAAUUUUGCAAAUUUAGAUAAGGGAAUAAAAAAGUCAAGAACCAUAUAUUAUUAAAAUAAAGCCUUCUGA
Molecule: messenger RNA, 5618 nt
Organism: Ichthyophthirius multifiliis
Lineage: Eukaryota; Ciliophora; Oligohymenophorea; Hymenostomatida
Exons: 18
Source: RefSeq, a predicted model, not a curated record